This is a messenger RNA of Cherax quadricarinatus, 420 nucleotides long. It is a transcript of the gene RpS21, whose product is annotated as ribosomal protein S21. Gene Ontology annotation, biological process: endonucleolytic cleavage in ITS1 to separate SSU-rRNA from 5.8S rRNA and LSU-rRNA from tricistronic rRNA transcript (SSU-rRNA, 5.8S rRNA, LSU-rRNA); translation; endonucleolytic cleavage to generate mature 3'-end of SSU-rRNA from (SSU-rRNA, 5.8S rRNA, LSU-rRNA). The record is from RefSeq and is a predicted model, not a curated record. Gene Ontology annotation, cellular component: cytosolic small ribosomal subunit; ribosome. NCBI's taxonomy places the organism in Eukaryota, Metazoa, Arthropoda, Malacostraca, Decapoda, Parastacidae. Gene Ontology annotation, molecular function: structural constituent of ribosome.
AUUUUUCUUCUUCUUGUUAUAAUGAUGCAGUAAGUAUAUACAAGUAUGUUAUAUAUGUGAUGAAGAUAUAAUUAUGAUCCCUGAUGUUCCUCUUGGCUGCAGCAAGUGAAGGUGAACCACGUGAAGUACAAAUUCUACUUCAACCAUCACCAUGCAGAACGAUGUUGGAGAAUACGUGGAUCUUUAUGUGCCACGCAAGUGUUCAGCAUCUAAUCGCAUCAUCUAUGCCAAAGACCAUGCCUCCAUCCAAAUAAACUUAGCUGAGGUUGAUGAGAGCACUGGCCGUAUGACUGGCCAGUACAAAACCUAUGCAAUUUGUGGAGAGAUCAGAAAAAUGGGUGAGUCUGAUGAUUGUCUAGCUCGCCUAGCGAAGAAGGAUGGUAUUCUUCCCAAGAACUAUUAAAGAAAAUAAAUAGAAAA